Molecule: messenger RNA, 993 nt
Organism: Camarhynchus parvulus
Lineage: Eukaryota; Metazoa; Chordata; Aves; Passeriformes; Thraupidae
Gene: NKX2-4
Product: NK2 homeobox 4
Exons: 3
Coding region: 1-993 (330 amino acids)
Biological process (GO): cell differentiation; regulation of transcription by RNA polymerase II
Cellular component (GO): nucleus
Molecular function (GO): RNA polymerase II cis-regulatory region sequence-specific DNA binding; DNA-binding transcription factor activity, RNA polymerase II-specific
Source: RefSeq, a predicted model, not a curated record
AUGUCGCUGAGCCCCAAGCACACGACGCCCUUCUCGGUCACCGACAUCCUCAGCCCGAUGGAGGAGAGCUACAAGAAGUUCGGCGGCAUGGACGGGGCGGGCGGGCUGGGCGCGCCCCUCGGGCCGUACCGCCAGGCGUCCGUGCCCCCCGCCGCCGCCGCCGCCGUGCCGCAGCACGUCCCCGCGGGCGCGGCCGCCUACCACAUGCCCCACGGCGUGUCGCAGUUCCCGCACGGCGCCGUCGGGGGCUACUGCAACGGCGGCCUGGGCAACGUGGGCGAGCUGCCCGCCUACCCCGAGGGGAUGCGGGGCGGCGCGGCGGCGGGCGGCGGCUGGUACGGGCCCGGCGGCGACCCCCGCUACUCCAGCAUCUCCAGGUUCAUGGGCCCGUCGGCGGGGAUGAACGUGGCCGGCAUGGGCGGCCUGAGCGGCAUCGCCGAGGGCGCCAAGGCCAUCGUGCCGCUGCACGCGGCGCCGCGGAGGAAGAGGAGGGUGCUCUUCUCGCAGGCGCAGGUCUACGAGCUGGAGCGGCGCUUCAAGCAGCAGAAGUACCUGUCGGCGCCCGAGCGGGAGCACCUGGCCAGCCUGAUCCACCUGACCCCCACGCAGGUGAAGAUCUGGUUCCAGAACCACCGCUACAAGAUGAAGCGCCAGGCCAAGGACAAGGCGGCCGCCCAGCAGCUGCACCCCGACGGCGGCGGCAGCGGCAGCGGCGGCGGCCUGUGCCAGCAGCCCUCGCCGCGCCGCGUGGCCGUGCCGGUGCUGGUGAAGGACGGCAAACCCUGCCCGCCGCCGGGCAACGCCACCCCGGGCCCCGGGCCGGCCGCCCCGCGGCCCCCGCCGCCGCCGCGCCCGCCCGACCUGGAGGAGCUGUCGCCCAGCCCGCCGGCGCUGCACGGCCCCGUGGCUCCCCUGGCCCCCCUGGACUCGGCCGGCGUCGACUACAACGGCGGCAUGGUCAGCCCCAACCUGCUCUACGGCAGGACGUGGUAA